GGAGUGAAAAGUGUAUGGUUGUUAAAUCAAAUGAGCUUUAAACAUUCCGGUAUAUUUUACAUAGUAUCAGAUGCUUGGCUGCAUAAAGUUUAAGUAUAUCGCUGUCAUGCAGUGAUAUCGAUUAUCAACGACCUUGUACUAUGGAAUGUAUAUAUAAUCGUGAAAGAUCGGGUAUUUCAAUAUUCUCCGUAAAAUACACUAUUAUAAUUAGCACAAAGGCCGAGGUGAUCAGAUUGACUGUACAAUUGUACACUUCACAGUUAAUAAGUGGUUUUGAUAUUCAGUUUAAAAACUAGAUUAAGUGAAAAAGUAAAGCUGUUUUAACAGGUGAAUUACAGUUUGAAAUGGAAGUCGCCGGAAGGAAGUUAAAAACAGAAGAAGGAACUUCAGUAGAUGUGUUAUGUGAACCAUGUCAUGCUGAAAACACGAAAACUAAAGCAAAUGGAGUAUGUCGAGAAUGUAAGGAGUACAUGUGUACUGCGUGCUUCCGGCAUCACCUUAAAGCUAAACUUUGUAGAAAUCACGUGUUACUUCCCACAGUUGAGCUGUCUUCAAUGUCGCUGGAUAGCAGUACAGAAGACGUGGAAAAAUGUGGGAAGCACGAUAAUGAACCCAUCAAAUUCUACUGUCGUACACAUGAUAUUGUGGGGUGUGGCGACUGUAUAGUGUUAGGACAUGCAACUUGUAAGCCAGAAUAUAUCAAGGAUCUAUCAAAGACAUUUGGAAAUGAAGACGAAUUUAAAAACUUAGUAGCGAAACUAAAAACGCUUGAAGAGUACAAGACAGAAAAUGGGAAGACAAUUCAAAAAAAUAAAUACGAAAUUGAAUUGACGAAUGAAAGGGCUUUGAAUGAAAUUCGGCAAUUCAGAUCAAACAUAAAUAUCUAUUUGGACAAGGCAGAAGCCAAUAUCUUAUCUGAGGUAGAACAGAUAUCCGCGGAAAACACAAAAAUGCAGACAAAGGUCGAACAAGACGUAAAGACGUUGAUAUCAGAAAUCGAGGAAGUAAAACAAAAGCUGAACACGCAGCUGCAUCAUGGAUAUUCAUUGUUUAUCAAUGCAAUUAGAUGCAAGUCUAAAUUCGAUGACAUUGAAAAGAUGCAUGCGAAAAUAAAGAAAGAACAUGUCUUGAAAAGGUUUGAGUUUAUCCGUGACGAGAAUAUCGCAGGAAUAUUACAAGCUGCACAUCAUCUUGGAAAACUGAGAAUUAAUUCAAGUCUCGGUGGAAAACCGCAAUCAACCGACUUUGUUGUAGGUGCACGUGUACGUCGGGGUCCUGAUUGGGAAUAUGAGAAUCAGGAUUCAGGGGGACCAGGCACUGUGACAAAUUUAGAAUUAGAACCAGGAUGGGCAGUGGUGAAUUGGGAUAAGGGACCAUCAGGAAUUUACAGGAUAGGAGUAAACGAUGCCUUUGAUCUACAGCUCAUAUAAUCCUUCUUUGUGAUGAUAGCUUUUUAACUUUGAAUAUCGUAAAAUCUUGAAGUUCUGGGAAGUAUUUAGUUGGUUUACACUGAUAUUACUGUCUCCUUGAUAGUUGCCUCCCUUUACAGACUACAAACAUUUAAAAGGAAUGUGUUCUUCUAUUAUUACUUUUAAGUUACUGACUAGUUUCAAUAUGUUCCAAAACAAUAAGGCUGAAAAUAUUUGCAAGUGUAUAUUGCUUCAAAAUGAACAUAUGAUUCAUUUAACAGAAUUAAUCAAUAAAUAAAAUCUGGAAAGUAGAUCCCUCGGAAGCACCGAGAACAAGGCAAGCAGUGAAAUUGCAGACUCGGUUUGAUUGAGUCUGUUCAUGAGCAGUAAUGGAAAAUGCAACACUGCCCACGCUACAAUUUCGCUUGGUAUUGGUUUUUUGUUUCCAUAGAAACUUCCAGAUGUCAUGGGCAGGUGGGACGUGAUUAAAAAAGUUGGUGCUUGUCCUUUGAUACUAGGAAUUAAUUUAAAGAUGCACACCUCCAGAUUUAUAUCAGUUUGUCGAAAUUUAGAUAAUGCUUUCAUUAGUUAGUUAUUGCAAUAAAAACAAAAUAAAACUGAACCCGUGUAAAAUGACUUUAAAUUUACCCAAGGCCAGUCAAUCACCAUUAAUUAGGAUAACUUGGCAUUACAACUUUCGCCCCCUCCCCUGUCCCCAAUCCCCUGUAGCUUUUCAUACAACUGAAAUAUUACCUUCCUAAAUAUUUUAUAGGUUUAACAUUUAUUCUGAAAUAUAUACAUUCUUGCUUACUUACAACUGGAAUUUAAACUUUUUCAGAAAGACUGUAUCAUGUGUAAAUUUUUAAUAAUUCAUAUGUCUCCUAAAAAUCAUAUGUUGCAUAUGUAACUUGAGUUAUUAAAGUUAUGUUAUGUUC
Mercenaria mercenaria is the source of this 2344-nucleotide messenger RNA. Its product is annotated as E3 ubiquitin-protein ligase TRIM33-like. The record is from RefSeq and is a predicted model, not a curated record. Bases 345 to 1430 code for a protein of 361 amino acids. The transcript has 3 exons. Gene Ontology annotation, cellular component: chromatin; nucleoplasm. NCBI's taxonomy places the organism in Eukaryota, Metazoa, Mollusca, Bivalvia, Venerida, Veneridae. Gene Ontology annotation, molecular function: ubiquitin-protein transferase activity; zinc ion binding. Gene Ontology annotation, biological process: protein ubiquitination; positive regulation of DNA-templated transcription.